Arabis nemorensis is the source of this 453-nucleotide messenger RNA. Lineage: Eukaryota; Viridiplantae; Streptophyta; Magnoliopsida; Brassicales; Brassicaceae. The record is from the annotation of a GenBank genome assembly.
AUGGAGAAGAAACGUGAAGGAGUAAUCGAAGCAAUGAGUCUGAUCGUAUCAGAUCCUUACUAUUUCCUCCAUUUCAUGGCCUUCUUCUCUUACCUUCCGAUUCGCAAUUUCGCUUCACAAUACACUUCUCAUCGACUCUUCGAUAGAGAAAUCCAAGCAUUUCUAGCGUUUCUUAUGUUUUUCGCUAUUAAGAUGGUGAGGGAAGAAACAUGGGAGGCUUUCUUUGCUGAUAGUUUGCUCUAUGCUAAAUUUCGUUUUGCAGUGAUAUAUCUUUUAGCUCAACAACCAGCAUUUAGUAAAUUAGGAACUGCGAUGAAGCUAACACCAAUACAGUUGGAAGAUUUGUUAUCUGAAGGGAACACAACAAAGUAUUGGUUGAUAGAGUUCUUUGCAUGUAGUUCGUCCAAGUGUGUCCGUUCAAGCUGUUGUUUUCCCGAGCUCUCCAUCACGUAA